Molecule: messenger RNA, 1833 nt
Organism: Oryza sativa Japonica Group (Japanese rice)
Lineage: Eukaryota; Viridiplantae; Streptophyta; Magnoliopsida; Poales; Poaceae
Product: F-box/FBD/LRR-repeat protein At5g22660
Molecular function (GO): protein binding
Source: RefSeq, a predicted model, not a curated record
UAUCUAUUACGGGAGCCGCUCCCUGCCGCCGCCGCCGCCACCCGCCGCGAACGACGCGCCUUCCCGACGCCGAUCGAGCGCACUCCUCCCUGCUAUAUUUGGGUACACGGUGUAGUCCGAUCUGUUUCAUCGAUUAACCUUGCUCGAUUGAUUGAUCCCGUCCCCUCCUUUGAUCUGAGAUUCAGAAUUACUUCUUGUGUUAUUGUCAUCUACAAAAGGUGCAGGCAACGUGCUCGACGGAAUGCUGACCACGAGCGACAUGGCGUCGGCCGCCGGCGGUGCCAGCGGCAAGGACUGGUUUGACUGCCUCCCCGAUGAUCUAGUGCACCACGUCCUGUCCUUCUUGCCAGCGCUGGACGCCGUCCGCACCAGCGUUCUGUCGCGGAGGUGGCGCGACUUCUGGGUCUCCAUGCCUCGCCUCAACGUCGACGUAGGUGACUUCCGCGACGACGGUCAGUUCGAGAAUUUCACGGUCCACGCGUUGCCUCUCUUGGACAGCAGCGUGCCCUUGCGCUCUCUCCGUCUCCGUUCUUCCCUACACUACCUUUCUGCCUUGUGGGUCAACCAUGCUGUCAAGCGCAAGGUUGCUGUGCUUGAGUACUCUGGGCGUGCGGAACUGUGUAGCUCUGUUGAUGCCAGCCUCAGCUUGGCUUCUUCAUAUCUGACUAAGGUGGUGCUCAAACAUUUUGAUUUUGAUUAUGGCCAGUUUUGGCCAUUGAUCGAUGCAUGCCCUGCCCUGGAAAAUCUGGAGCUUUUGGAUGUUUGGACCUUCUACUCAGUAACGAUCUCGUCAAGUUCACUCAAGCAUCUGCGGAUCGUCAGCUGUUUAUUUUACAAUGGAUUCCGGAUCAAUGCUCCAAAUCUUCUCACAAUGUGCCUUGACGAUGUAAAUGUCAAUGGUCCUUUGGGACAUGAUUCUUUGGUCUUGGAGAACUUGUCAUCCUUAAUGACUGCUUCAGUCAGUGUAUACCAUUGUUUCUAUCCUAAACAUUAUGUCAAAACUGAGCUGCAUUUUUUUCAUGGCCUUUCACAUGCUAGAAACCUAAAAUUGAUAGCUCCACUAUAUGAGGCUCUGUUUGAGGAGGGCUUACCAACAUGCCCGGUCUUUAACAACUUAAAAUGCUUGGUACUUGGUGACUGGUGCAUGGCUUUUGACCUUUAUCCACUACGUUGUAUCCUUAGGCAGUCACCAAUGUUAGAGGAGCUCUGUGUGGAACUUGGGGAGGUACAUAAUUGUUUCUGCAUCUUACUCCAGAACCGUGCAAGGGCAACAAACCAAUGCUUGUUUGUGAUAUAUGGAGGAGUGUGAGAAUUGCAAGAACAGAAAACCAGCUUUCUCAUAUGGGGAAAUAUCACCAUUUUGGUGUGAUCGCCUGAAGACCAUCAAAAUCAAAUGUACCGAACAUGAUGAGAGAUUUGUCGCUUUGCUGCAACUGUUUUGCAAGAUCUUAGUCUGUAUUGAGGAAGUUGACAUAGAUAGGCAGUGGGUUAGUGCUCAGCCUCCCGAUUCGUCUGAGCUUUGAAGGCCACAGAAAAACCUGGCAAAUGUCUAAUGAUUUGUAUCCUUAUCAUCUACUCCCCCGUCCAAAAAAACUAAAUCUCGUACUAGAUAUUGGUACGUUGUCCAGAUUCAUAAUAUUAUAAUAUGUCAACGUCUAAUAUGAGGUUUAGUUUUUUUAGACGGAGGGAGUAGUACACAACCUUGAUAGCACUGGCAGGAGUUCGUGCUACCUUGCGGGCUUGUGAUAUCUAUUUUGUUGCCAUGGAGAUGCCUGGCGCCAUGAUAAUUAAGACUUUCGUUUGAUUUAUGAACCAAAGUGAUUUAUAUGAUAA